AACCGUUGUCUUUCGAGCGGAGAACAUGCUGUUUCGCGUGUAUCAAGCCAUUUUAGCCAGACGGUCUCCGCUUUUCGCUAGCUUGUUUGCAGCUGUUCAACCUGCACAGGAGACAUACGAAGGCUGUCCACUGAUUUCGCUUGCUGAUGACGCAGAGGAUGUGCGAGUGCUCCUGUUGGCACUGCAGGAGCGAGACUCCCUUGCCCGUUUUCUCACCAAGGACAAAUUCCUAAUUUCCCUCUUAAAGACGAGCACCAAAUACGAGGUGCAAGACCUGCGAACUCCCGUUUUGGAUGCGUUAACCGCCUGGUUUCCGACCACACUCCGCUCCUGGGAGCUCAAAGAACGCAAGUUUGGCGAGCAUAACCCCUUCUCCAGGAAGGGUGCCAUUAUCACCUUUGCCAAUGUCGCCCAGCACGCAGCCCCGCACCUUCUUCCUGCCGCACUGCUCUUGCUCUUCCCUUACUACGACGGUCGCGAUAAGCCGUUUUACAGCGGGACGUUUCAAGGGAAGCCCGUCACGCUGAACUUGUCUCUCGAGCUCGCUGUUCUGCGCGGGCGGUCAGUUAUUGGAUAUAUCGCCCGCCUUGAGGUAUAUCCGAGCCUCUUCAGCUCUAGAGGCCCACACCGGAUACUAAAGUCCACCCAGUGCAUCGUUGGCAGGAUGAAUGCGGCAAACACGCUGUGUGGCGAGGACGGGGUCAUCAAUCCGUUCAUGCACCGAAAGCAUGAAACAGCAUGGAAGCCGCGAGAAUUCUGUACAGACUGCCUGCGCAUUUUGGAAAGCGACUGGCGAUCCGGAACACAAAGUGCCUGGAAUCAGCUGCCUCAAGCAUUCGGACUGCAAAACUGGAGGAUGCUCCUCGAGCAGGCACCCCCACAGAGAAUGGAGUUGGAUGUCUCAGACUCAACGUGCACCGCACGGUGCGAAGACCUCUGGUUUCCAGAUGGGACGAUCAUUCUCCAAGCCGAGACUAAACUGUUUCGUGUGUACAAAGGUGUCCUAGCCAAACAAUCCUCGCUUUUUUCUGGGAUGCUUGCUCUACCGCCGCACCAGCAGCAAGAGACGUACGAUGGGUGUCCAUUAGUGGUAUUGCACGAUUCGGAGGAGGACGUUCGCGUGUUUCUCUUAGCGCUCUACUACCCCAACUUCCCGCGCUCGCUCCUCGACGACGAAAGUCUCGCAGCGACGCUCCUGCGCAUGAGCCACAAGUACCACGCACACAAGCUACGCGCCGCGCUCCUGGCUGUGCUUGAGCCGUACUUUCCGACCACGCUCCUCGACUGGCAACAGAGGCGGCGGGUGAUCGGCGCGCGGAACCCCUUCAGUAAGAAGAGCGCCAUCAUCCACCUCGUGAACGCCGCCGAGCACGCCGCGCCACACCUCCUGCCCGCCGCGCUGCUCGCGCUGGUACCCUUCUGUGCGCACGCUUCCGCUGAGUCCCCGUUUGGGCGAGGCGUCUUCAAGAACGCACCUGUUGUGUUGCAUCCCGCGCUCGAGCAGACCGUCCUGCACGCGCAACAGACCCUCGACCGUAUCGCACGCGAGGAAAUCUACCUGGGCCUGUUCAACCCGAGCAACGCCGACUGUACUGGAGGCACGUGGUGCGACGAUGGGCGAGCGUCCGCAAUUGGAAAGCUGGUCAACGCAGAAGGACUCAUCGACCCGUUCCAGUUCGCGAAGCACCGGCCGGGCUGGAAGGCGCAUUUGUUCUGCGCGAAAUGCCUGGAGCACCUUGAGCUCGGCUUCUCGUCUGGCUCGCGUGCCGCGUGGGAGAAGCUACCGGACGUAUUUGGCCUGCCGAGCUGGAGGGUGCUCCUGGGCCAAGUUUGAGAUCCCCGAAUUCACAGU
Phanerochaete carnosa HHB-10118-sp is the source of this 1852-nucleotide messenger RNA. RefSeq lists its product as uncharacterized. The record is from RefSeq and is a predicted model, not a curated record. NCBI's taxonomy places the organism in Eukaryota, Fungi, Basidiomycota, Agaricomycetes, Polyporales, Phanerochaetaceae. The transcript has 3 exons. Gene Ontology annotation, molecular function: protein binding. Bases 26 to 1834 code for a protein of 602 amino acids.